Penicillium lagena is the source of this 852-nucleotide messenger RNA. RefSeq names its product EAF7 family protein. The transcript has 4 exons. NCBI's taxonomy places the organism in Eukaryota, Fungi, Ascomycota, Eurotiomycetes, Eurotiales, Aspergillaceae. The record is from RefSeq and is a predicted model, not a curated record. The annotation marks the transcript as partial. Gene Ontology annotation, cellular component: NuA4 histone acetyltransferase complex; nucleus. Gene Ontology annotation, biological process: regulation of transcription by RNA polymerase II.
GAAGAAGGCCAAGCGCGCACACUCAACCACCCCCAGGACACCGCCGCAUCGAGCGUCAACACCCCCGGCUCGACCUCGAGCGCCGUCAAACCAGACCCAGACGAGUACGACCUCAUAACAGACCCAUGGACCGACGAACAGGAGACCGCGCUGUUGAAGGCGAUCAUCAAAUGGAAACCAGUCGGAAUCCAUAAGCACUUCCGCAUGCUCGCCAUCUCCGACUACUUGAAGAGCCAAGGAUACGCGCCGGCUUCGGCGGAGCAUAUGCGCAUUGCGGGGAUUUGGAAGAAGCUAGGAUCUCUCUACAAUCUGGAGGAAUUGGAUGAGCGGGAGAAUUCAUUGAUCAUGGACACAAGCGAGGACGGCGAGCUGUCGAGCGACAUGUACUGUCCCUUCGAGCUACCGGAUGAGGAAUACGGCGAGAUGAUGUUCGACAGACGGCUGGCGAUGGAAAGCUCCACUUCCCCAGUCAGUCGCCCGGCGGAGUCUCGACGAGGAAGCACGGUGGCAGAUACCGAUGAACCGCGCUCUUCUCCCGCGCCAUCGCGAGGCCGCAAGUCCAAUCGCCCGUCUCGCCCAUCUACGCGCGGAACGCGCUCGUCAAAACUGCAAGCAGAAAUCAGCAGUCAGGGAAAAGCAUCUGAUGAUGACGGAGAGUCGGGUGAGGAUACCGGCGCCAAUGAUGAGGCCGACGAGGAGGGUGAAGAGGGUUCCGGCGAGAGCGAGGGUGAUGAAGAGGCAGGGGAUGAGAAAGGGUCGCGCAGCACUCGCGCGCAGGCGUCUCGGCCGAAGCAGAAGGACAAGAAGCCGGCUACGAGUACGGGAACACGCCGGACGGGACGGCGUCGGUGA